Molecule: messenger RNA, 1088 nt
Organism: Trachemys scripta elegans
Lineage: Eukaryota; Metazoa; Chordata; Testudines; Emydidae
Gene: MYL1
Product: myosin light chain 1
Exons: 7
Coding region: 170-754 (194 amino acids)
Cellular component (GO): contractile muscle fiber; myosin II complex
Molecular function (GO): calcium ion binding
Source: RefSeq, a predicted model, not a curated record
UGUCGAGAUUGUAUUAGGCACUAAGUGAAAUAUAUAUAUGACCUUUUAGUGUUUUACACAUUGGGUCCUCCUCUAAGGCUCUGGGCUGUAGAUCAUCUUGACCACUGCUCCUUACCCAGGAAUCACUUUGAAGGGUUUUUUGGGGUCCUUUACUUUUUAAACAAACAAAAUGGCACCAAAGAAGGAUGUUAAGAAAGCUGCACCAGCAUCAGCACCAGCACCGGCACCAGCUCCUGCCCCAGCGCCUGCCCCAGAACCAACUAAACCCAAAGAACCAGUAAUUGAUCUGAAGAGUAUCAAGAUCGAGUUCUCCAAGGAGCAGCAGGAUGAGUACAAGGAUGCUUUCCUCCUCUUUGACAGGACAGGUGAAGGCAAGAUCGUCUUAAGCCAGGUUGGUGACAUCAUCCGUGCUCUGGGACAGAACCCUACAAAUAGUGAGAUCAAGAAGAUCCUGGGCAACCCCAGCAAGGAAGAGAUGAAUGCCAAGAAAAUUACAUUUGAAGAAUUCCUGCCCAUGAUGCAGGCAGCUGCCAACAACAAGGAACAGGGUACCUUUGAAGACUUUGUUGAAGGUCUGCGUGUGUUUGACAAGGAGGGCAAUGGUACAGUCAUGGGUGCUGAACUCCGUCAUGUACUGGCUACUCUGGGGGAGAAGAUGACAGAGGAAGAAGUAGAAGAACUGCUAAAAGGACAGGAAGACUCUAAUGGCUGCAUCAACUAUGAGGCAUUUGUAAAACACAUCAUGUCUCUUUAAAUGGAUUUCACAAAAUAUAAUACGAAAAAGUCUAGACUCUGAAGACCAGAAUGCACUUGAGAUUUGCCUCAGUAAAAUUCUUCUUCCAUCAAGCACCAUCAAUAUGGAAACCACACAGGACUGUACUAUAUGCCUCCCACCACAGCAAUUCUUUUUUUAAUCAGUAGGUGUCUCCCUCUCGAUCAUACUCAUGCUUCACAAAUCGAACAUUUGAGGCAAGCUAGAUGGAAUAAAUUGUACAGGUAUCAAGCCCGAUUAUUUCUCUUUCCAUGUUGUUUGCCAUGAAGCAAUGUAUCCCCUUGAAAAAUGUGACAAUAAAUCCCUGUGGUCAGUC